Messenger RNA from Polypterus senegalus (gray bichir), 3623 nucleotides. RefSeq names its product cyclin F (gene ccnf). The transcript has 17 exons. NCBI's taxonomy places the organism in Eukaryota, Metazoa, Chordata, Cladistia, Polypteriformes, Polypteridae. Bases 170 to 2446 code for a protein of 758 amino acids. Gene Ontology annotation, molecular function: protein binding; cyclin-dependent protein serine/threonine kinase regulator activity. The record is from RefSeq and is a predicted model, not a curated record. Gene Ontology annotation, biological process: mitotic cell cycle phase transition; regulation of cyclin-dependent protein serine/threonine kinase activity. Gene Ontology annotation, cellular component: cyclin-dependent protein kinase holoenzyme complex; nucleus; centrosome.
AAGCGCGGGUGGUGUCGGGGGAGGGUGACUUCAGUGGGUAGUGGUAUGAGGGGAAUGGAAUUCAGUGUACAGAGUGGUGUGUCUAUCGAAUAGUGAAAUUGUUUAGGUGCAGAAAAAUAAGUGCUUAUUGAUUAAUACCCGAGAUACCAAGCCAGAUCGACUUAUUGAAAUGAAAGUAGGCGUACAUUGUAGAUGUUCAUCAUGUUACCCGGCGCCAACAAAAAGGCGUGUGAAGAAGCGUAUUCCUGUAAAGACUCUGUUGACUCUCCCAGAAGAUGUACUUCUUUACAUUUUGCAGUGUCUUUCAGCUGAGGAUUUACCGUCUGUUCGGCUGGUACACUCACGUCUUCGAGAUCUCAUCGACAGUCACACAAGUGUUUGGGCAAGAGCCAGAUUUCAAGAUGUGUGGCCAUCACCAGAGAAUAUCUGGAUUUUUGAACGUGCUGCACACAGUGGAAAUUUUGGCGCAGCAGUUAAAUUAGGCAUUGCUUACCUUUACAAUGAAGGGCCAUCUGUAAGUGAUGAGGGACGUGCAGAGGUGUGUGGAGAAAAGGCUUCUCACUAUUUUAGCCUUGCUGAGAGCUUGCGGAUACCUCCUGAACCUUUCACCUGGCUGUUCAUAAGACCACCCUGGUCUCCAACUGGUAGCUGCUGCAAAGCUGUAGUGUUUGAAAGUAUGAAGCAAGAAAGCUUGGCUUGGCCUUCAAUGAAAGGAAUCCUUUUGCACUGUUUGGCCAGAGUGCUUCUGCUCUUUGAUGAUGAAGACAAGCGCAACAAAGCUCUUGCAAUGCUAGAGGAAUCCUCUAAACAUGGAUGUCUGCAAAGUUCUUUUCUGCUCUGGGACUCUACCCGCAAGAUGGCAAUAUCUGAUCCUGGACGAUACCUUCAGAGCCUUCGAACUCUCAGAGAUUAUGCUACCAAAGGCUGCUGGGAAGCACAGUUGGCACUUGCUAGAGCGUGUGUAAGCAGGAACCAGCUGGGUCUGGAACAGAAAGGCUGCAGUGACUUGGUGUCUCAAAUCUUUCAGUCAUCUGCUCUCAACAAGCCAUCCAAGCUGAAUGGGGUGAAUAACUUUAUGAGGUACAUUCUUGUGGAUUGGCUAGUAGAAGUUGCCACAAUGAAGGACUUCUCCAGUUUGACCCUCCACAUAACUGUGUCCUGUGUUGAUCGUUAUUUACUAGUCUCCUGUGUUGAUAAAACUAGGCUGCAAUUGCUAGGGAUUGCUUGCAUGGUUAUCUGUACACGAUAUACGAGUAAAGAGAUUCUUACCAUAAGAGAAGCAGUAUGGCUAACGGACAACACAUACAAGUAUGAAGAUUUGGUUAGAAUGAUGGGAGAAGUCAUCUCUGUUCUUGAAGGCAAAAUACGGAUGCCCACUAUUCUUGAUUAUGGUGAAGUGUUGUUGUCUCUGUGUUCUCUGGAAAAGAGAAGUGAAAACCUUUUCAAAUACAUCUGUGAGCUGUCGUUGCUCCACACAAACUUUUCGCUCUUUUCUCCUGCUCUUUUGGCAUCGGCAGCUUUUUUGCUUACUAGGAUAUUGCAUGGAUAUGCUCUCCCAUGGUCCUUCCAAUUAUCUGAAUUCACAGGGUUUUCUCUUCAGGAUUUGACCAUAUCUGUCCUCAGUCUUCAUAAGAAAUGCUUCCAUGAUGAAGUACCAAAGGACAAUAGAAGUAUGUCUUUGACUGGAGUUCAGCAGAGAUUUGAAGAUGAUUCUUACCAGCAGAUCAGUAAAGAAAAGGUGAUGGCCUUCAGUGAAUUGUGUGCAAUUUUAGAAGUGGAAGAAGAUAUCUUGUGCAAAUCUGAGCCUCCUCUCGCUAACACUAAAUCUGCUGGUGAUAUCCAUGCAUUCCUCACUUCUCCAUCCAGUAAAAACAAAAGGAGGAAAGAGGAACAUAUUCCUGAAGAUCGGGAUAAUCUUCUUGUCACACCAACAGCGGAACUUUCCGCACAAGAGGAGACUUUAUUGGGUGACUUCCUGGACUGGAGUUUAUCCUGUUCCUCUUCAGGAUAUGAAGGUGACCAGGAGAGUGAGACAGAGGAAGGGGACAUAACCAUUCCUGUUGGAAUGCUGGAUUUGGAAGCAACAUGUUCAAAUGAUCAUGUUUGUUGCAGUGUGUCGAGUGAAGAUGAGAGCUGCUUACCUGAACUAGGUGUUAACAAUGAAGGAGCAAAAGAGUGUAAAGGAAUCUUCAGGACUCGCAAGUCAUCCCUUCAAAAAACAAGGGAAAGCUUAGGAGACUUUAGCUCAGGGUACUCAUCUGUCAAUGCUACAAGCCCUAUUGGUCUUUCUGAAGUAUCAGGAACAAUAAGAAGAAAUUCAAAUUCCACUGUAUCUGUACUGGCACAAGUGCUGUCCAAGAAGAAUCACAGACAAGACGUACGCCGACAAAUAAAAAGGAAAAAUGGAGCUGAACACAGUGGGGAGGAAAUGGGUAUCAGUUUUUAGAGCCUGGCAUAAAACCAGCUUAAUUAUCUGAGAGUUAUAGCAGACUGUCCUGUUCUAACACCAAUCGGCAGUGUCCACAAUAAAUCCAAACUGAAUGGUUUUGUUUUGGGUGUACCACAAUGGAUGCUCCUGGAAAGCCAAACCCUGGAGGUGAAAAACUUUGAAUUCUUGGAUGCAACUGCUAUGCUUAUUACUCCUUGGAGUUUGGGACACAAUACCAAAACUGGUGAUCUAUUGACACCUCAGAAAACUGGCACAAUUAUUUAUGUUUACUUUUGCAGAUGAGUCAUUGUGCAAGCCAGGGUGUGAUGAAUUUUAAAUAGUAACAUUAAUUCCAUGACCUACUGUACAGCAGUAUAUGUGGAACUAUGAAUAGUUUACUUGAACAUUGUUUCUAACUGUGAUCUGCCAGUAUUGCACUCAUUUUCAUUCUCCCUUUCAAUGGUUGCACUUUUAGAUAAAAGGAGUUUGUGCCACUCUAUUCACAGUACUGUACUAUAAGAGAGGUGCCUUUUGUGUUUUUCUUCUGAGUUACAGAACUAAGGUUUAAAAGCUUUAUUCCACACCUCUGACAAUUUAUGUACCGUCUACGCCUUUAUGUGUAUAUCUGUGCCGGAAAACAGUUCAAUCUAGACCACUGCCAUGUUUGUUUUGGAUAACAUUUUGUCAUUUGAAUUUGUCAAAUCCUGAUCUUUGGUUUGCACCCCGGUCAGGAAAUUUUUCUGCUGUUGGUAACAAAUUUCUCAGAUUGACACUGACCAGAUGUUGUGUGUUUUUUACCAUAAUUAUACAACACAUUAACUCCCUACCAACCCUUAAAAGAAAUUCAAGUAACUGUAAUUAUUUUAAUUCUAUAAUGUCCUUAACUACCUGGUCUGAAUGAGCAUUACAUCUUGAUUUUUUUUUUUUAACAUUACGAAGAUUUACAAUUAUUUUGUAGAUUGAAGUAAUUGGUGCAAAAAAGAGAGAAUGAAGAAUUGAUAAUAGAAGGCAGCUAAAGAGGCUUUAUUAUUGUGCAGAUCUUAAAGUAUGUUAAAUUGAGACCUUUAUUUAUUGGCUCAUUCUGCCAGAUGCUGUAAAUUUGUUAAAUAUUUGAAUAAUUAUGACAGCUAUUUUCUAAUUGCAUAAAAUUUCUUAGUAAAUCAACCUGAAGCAGGGAAAUGUCUUGAAGGGGUGA